UGUGUAUGUUUGUUAGAUUGUUGAAUUACGCGAGUAAGUUUAAAAUUUACGCAAAGGUGAUUGUUCAUUUCUGAAACCACAUAAACGAUGUUUUCCAAGGGAAAUGCAGGCUUGAAUGUAAGGGGUAAUCGUAAUGAAAUCAUACCCUUUCCUCCGUUCAAGAAACCUCAGCCUAUUGGAUAUUUUAGCAUCGUAGGCGGAGUUUUGCGAGAAUAUGAACCUAAUGCUCAACAACUGCGUUACUACAGACCUCCGUCAGCUCAAAAAUUUCCUCUUGACUUAAAUGAAGGUCUUAGUUUAGCUAUCAAAAAACCAGAAACAGUACAAGAAGAAGGACUGGACCACUUGUUAAAAUUUAUCUUUGAUAAUCGUGAUCGUUUAACAAGGUCUUUAUCUGCUUGCGAAGACAAAAAGCGUCUUGUUGCUGAGUUCGUGUGCUGGCGAGGGCUUUUACGUUUGUUAAUGUGCACUCCAUAUGAAUAUCGAAGCGAUUGGUCAAUAGUUGUAACACGAUUUAAUGGCACAUUUUAUCUUUGGAAACGUGACACUGAUAGUGAUAAGUUUCAGCGCUCUCAAGAGACCGAACAACAGCGUACAUUUGCAUCAUGGGGUUUCAAAUUUGAACAAUAUUGUCUGACAGAAUCGCCGUUUCUGGAGCCGAACACAAGUGCACCAGUUGACGAAUGCAGCGAAUUUUCGUGUGUUUUUACAACAAAAAUUGGGAGUCUGGAUGUACUAUACGGUGCUGAAAUGGAUGGCAUUGAAAGUGAGCAACCGAUAUUGCUUGAUGAUAACCCAACAUUUUUAGAAAAAUUAAAAUUUGUCGAAGUAAAAGUACGUCAAAGAAACCUAAAUAGAAAUCAAAUUCAGUCUUACAAACGUCAUAAAACUCGUAAUUGGUGGUGCCAAUCAUUUUUGGUAGGUAUUCAAGAUAUAUAUUUGGGCCUACGGAAUGAGCAGGGACAAGUUGAACGCAUCGAACACGUUGAAGUACGGUCUUUACCAAAGCAAGGAAUAAACCAAUGGACACCAAAUGUAUGUGCGACAUUUUUGAUAGAAUUUUUGAAUUACAUAAAAUCACUAAUGUCUGAAGUAAAUUGCCCGUAUACUGUUUACGACUUUUACUUCAACUCCAAACGCGGUACUGUAACGUAUGAAUGCUUACGAGGGAAGAACGAAUAUUCAUUUCUACCAGACUACUACAUUGAAUUAAUGAACCCUAAAAACAACAGUAAAAAUGUAAAUGAAAUUAAAUGAUACUUUGUUUCAGACGUAAGACAUAAGUAAAAUAUGUGAAUAAAUGAAAUACGUUUCAUACAAAAUAAGAA
Molecule: messenger RNA, 1328 nt
Organism: Bactrocera dorsalis (oriental fruit fly)
Lineage: Eukaryota; Metazoa; Arthropoda; Insecta; Diptera; Tephritidae
Product: decapping nuclease DXO homolog
Exons: 4
Coding region: 88-1257 (389 amino acids)
Biological process (GO): nuclear-transcribed mRNA catabolic process; NAD-cap decapping
Cellular component (GO): cytosol; nucleus
Molecular function (GO): mRNA 5'-diphosphatase activity
Source: RefSeq, a predicted model, not a curated record